GUUUGUAAUACUAACGUUCUCAAAGUCAACAGAGGAAAUUGAUAUUCUUUCAAUGUUUUCUGUAGAAAGAAGCGUGUCAGCUUAUGAUCGCAUGAAAAUAAGAAAGUUUGCAGUUAAUGGAAUGAAAUACUUGGGAGGUGUACACAGGAUUUUAAAAAUUAACCUGUCUGUGGAAAGUUAAAAUUCAUAAAUCCUGGAUAUUAAACAUACAUUGCACGCGGAGUUCAUCAUAUGAUUAAAUGUGUAUUGUCUGUUUUCGUAUCACUAACAACGUGUGUCAGGAAGGACUUGCAUUAUUUUAAGAGUUCAUGGAAUAAACGUGCAUUCGUUUAUACACGAAAACAAAAUAGCAAAGCCGAGAAAAAAAAUUAUAGAAGAUUUUUUAACGUUUCUUAAAUACUAUGUGACAUGUUUGACAUGACUUUGACAAUUUUUGCAUAUUCUUAGGAUUUAUAAAUUCUGUAAGUGUUUGGUGGAUCCAUUAGGAGCGUGAUACGAUGGGGUACAGUGUGAUUUGCGGACUCCUGUGGAGUAUUUUCAUGGCUAAUCUGAAUUUCUCCUCCAGCACCGACUUUUCCUCUGACGCUGCAUCUCUUGGGAAGAGCCGCUUUCAGGACAUCCCAGCAUUUGUAGAACACCCUAAGGAAGUGGAUUAUGUAGUUCGGAAUAAACCUGCCGAAGUCUCAUGCAAAGCCAUCAAUGCGGUCCGCAUCAAUUUUCGCUGUGCUGGAGAGUGGUUGGAGCCAACUAGGAUGGAAAACAUAGUGGAUCAGGAGAAAAGCAUAAAGAUUUUAUCUGCCAUUGUCCUUGUGGAGAGAGAUGAUGUGGACGAGUACUUUGGAGGAGAUUUUUGGUGUGAAUGUUUCGCCUACAACACUCUCAGUGGGACUAAUGGAUUGGGUGGAGUCAAGAGUAAAAAGGGCACAAUUAAAAUUGCAUUCUUGAGAAAGAGAUUUGAAAGACAACCAUUGCUGACCAGAGCUAAAGUGUCUACUGAUACAGAAUUGUCCUGUUUACCUCCACUGGGUGAACCUUUACCAGAGGUGUUUUGGUUGAAGGACAAUAUUGAGAUCAACGUGAAGAAUGAUGAUAAUUUCAUCAUCUCUAGUGAAGGAAACCUUCUCAUCAACCAGGCUCGCCUCAGUGACAGUGGCAACUAUACAUGUGGAGCUAGAAACUUAGUUGCCAAGAGGCUGAGUGAAUCGGCACCACUUAUUGUUUAUGGUCAUGGAAGCUGGUCAACUUGGAGUGCAUGGACAGAGUGCUCGGCUAAGUGUGGCCGAGGAGAACAACGAAGAAUGAGAUCUUGUACCAAUCCAGCACCAGUCAAUGGGGGUAGAAAAUGUGAAGGGGAGAGCACCAGUUACAAUGCCUGCAGCUCCAUUUGUCCAGUGGAUGGAAAAUGGAGUGUUUGGACCUCUUGGUCAACCUGCAGCCCAGAGUGCCAGCAUCUUAGGAGGAGAGCAUGUGAUGACCCUCCUGCACAAAAUGGGGGCAGACAUUGUGGAGGCAAUGACCUUGAUUCUGAGAACUGUACUGGAGGGCUUUGCAGAGGCCAAGGAAUUGGUAGGGAUGAUUUGGAUCAUGGAUUUGUGGGACAGAAUCCAGAGGGACAGAAGGAGCCAUCCAGAGAAGCAACAAACACAUCCAAUAACAACGACACCCUGAUUAUGAUCAUCGGACUUUGUGUUGCAGUCGUUGUCUUCGUAGUAGUCAUUGCCAUUGUCGUUUUUCUGCUGAGAAGAAAAUAUCAAAACCAAGGUUACCUUGCAGGAAAUAUUCCUACGCUGGGCAAUAAUGGCGAGAAAAAGAACAAGACAGGACAAGAUAUGAUGUCAGUACAACCAGACCUGACCCAGCAGGUGGUGGUUUUUCCACAUCACAGUGCCUCCCCUAGUCCCUCUGUAGACACUCCCAACAACAACUACCCCCCAGUGGAAAACAUCUAUGACAAACCAGAUGUGGGAUUGCCCAUAUAUUCUGAUCACAGACUUUCUAAUGGAUCCAUGCCCAAUAGAUCCUCUCCGGAGCUGCCUCCACCCAACACUCCUUUAGGAAUGAGUAUGGGACCACCCACUCCACCUAAUGUGGUGGAGAGACAGUCCAUGUCUUUAGUGCAGCUACCAGCCAAUGCCGACUCAGAGGCUGUGACCUGGGGGUCGUUCAAUCACACUGGUGGCAAACUGGUUCUACCAGAGUCAUGUGUAUGUAUGACCAUCCCGGAAGGUGCUAUAAAGAAAGGUCACGAAGCAGAACUCUAUUUGGGAGUGUGGCGGGAUGACACCAACAGACCAAAGAUUUCAGAUGGACAGACAAUUGUCAGCCCAGUUAUAGUGUGUGGGCCUAAUUUGCCCGGGAUCCUGAUGAAGCCCAUUAUUUUGUCCUUCCAUCACUGUGCUAGUAUGAGGCAGGGUGGCUGGAUGCUUUCUCUUUAUAACAGUGAUACACAGCCAGAAGAAGCACCUUGCUGGCAGAAAAUGGUAACCCUGGGACAAGAAACGAUAAACACUCAAGUGUAUGCACAACUUGACCCGAACCAGUGUCACAUCAUGACAGAACACAUGCAGUGGUAUACUCUGAUAGGAGAGGCAGUGCCUGGUGGAAGGCCAGUCAAAAUCCUCCGCCUAGCAGCCUUUGCCUCCAAUACUCCCCCAUCUGUAGACUUCAGUAUACGGGUCUAUGUUGUUGAGGACACCCAUGAUGCCUUAGAGGGAGUAAUGCAGGAGGAGAGAAAGUUUGGAGGCAGGUUAUUAGAGAAGCCAAAGCAGAUUCCAUUCCAAGAUGGUGGACACAACUUGUGUCUUACAAUAGAGGAGUUGACGCCAGGCUGGAGGAGUAAGCUGGCUGCCAACUAUCAGGAGAUUCCAUUCCAGCACAUUUGGAGUGGGAAUCAGAAUCAUCUUCACUGCUCCUUUUCCCUGGAGCUGGUGGAAGGGUCCAGUCCCGAUGUCAGCUGUAAGAUACAGGUCUAUCAGAAGGCUAUCCUUAAUAAUCGACAAGUCCUCAACAUCCAUAAUAACUUUAAUAAAGAGAAGCUUCCAUCUUGUUCCACUCCGUCAUCAACAUUGAAAGGACGGACGUCAACAGUGACCACUAAUUCCAGCUCGGGGUUCAGCUCCAUGUUAACCCUAGAGCCCCACCCUAGCAACUUCAGGCUGCCUUCCCAUAUACGACAUCAGUUAUGCAUGUUGUUAGAUCAACCCAACGCACGAGGAAAUGACUGGAGGAUGUUGGCACAGGCACUUACAGUGGAUAGAUAUGUGCAGUAUUUUGCCACCAAGAAGUCCCCAACAGAACACAUAUUAAAUCUAUGGGAGGCCAGACACAGAGAGGAAUCAGCAGUGACAGACCUAAUGAACAUUUUCCGAGUGAUGGGUCGAAUGGACGCUGCAGCUGUUCUGGAGAAAGACAUGGGGGCAUGGUUAUGAUCCAGUGGUCUCUAGGGCAGCAGGUCUGUCCUUGAUAUUUCAGCAGUUCAUACCCAGAAAAUUCCCAUUUAAAAAUCUGUUCUCAACAGAUUCAUGGGUAAUUGAAAGUGUAUAAAUGGAUCUUCCCCUAAAAGCUAGACUUGCCUUCCUUUGUGUAGAACUAGCAGCUUGUCAGCUACAGAUGCUUGGGAAUAGGGAAUACACUAGACCAUGAAAAAAAACCCAGACUUAUGAGUAGGGAUAAUCUAUGACUGUGUAUAGAAAUACUUGACACAUUUUAAAAAUAUGUGAUGGUAGAAUAUGGAAGGGUAUAAAAACUGCAGAAGUGGAUCUGUGAAUUUUCCUGGUGCUUUCUGACAUACAGAUGAACAGAGAACAAAGCAGCUGUUCUAAUGCAAUAUUUUAAGAUUAAACAGUGUGCAAAAACUGUUUGUUAUUUUAAAAAAAAGUGCUACAGCAGAAAUAGACUGGUAGUAGGACCAAAGGGAAAGAACUCCUUGUGUUCCUUUUAUAAAAAUGUGAUAUUUUUUUUGUUUUUCUGCCAUGGUAAUCAUGGACGCUUUAAAACACACACACAUGCUGACUGUGAUUAUAAAAUAUUUGUCACACAUGUGCAUGAGUGAGUCAUAUUGCCAAAAAUGUAGAAAAAAAAUCCUUCAUGUGUGUCAUCUGCUGAAGAUUAAAUAAUCAAGCUCAGAUAUACAUAUGUAUUGUUAAAGUUGAAAUAAUUUAAAUCGUUUAUUACAAAAAGGUGAAAUGUUGUAAAUCUAUAAAGAACUUAUCAUAUAGACUGACAUAUAUUGUUUUAUGCAUCAUGUGGUGAACAAUUUCUAGUCAUGUAACACCGGAUAUGUGAACACAUGAAAAUAUGAUAUGUCAUUCUUUAGAAACAAAUGCAUUCUUUCCACUUAAAGUGGAGGAAUAUUGUGUACUUUUCAUUAUAUGAAGUAAACAUUGUUUGUCUUUCAUUUUGUAAUAUUUCAAGAUUUAUUUAUUCCACAUAUUAGAUUUGAAACAUGUUCAAAUAGCAUCACACUUGUUCAGAGAAUUUUGUACAUUUUGUGAGGGUGUUGAUGUGUGCUAGUCCAUUGUAGUGUGCUCGAUAUGUGCUAAAAUCUGUGUGAACUUGAGUGUGCCCAUUCCUAUUACUUGUAUGUGACAGAUAUGUAAAAUUAUAGCAUUCUGGAUCAUGUGAGAAAAUUUGCCAUUGGUUUAAUUAUCUUGAGUGGGAGGUGCUAAAAUGGUUAUUAAAAUGUGCAAUGAUAGUGUUCAAUUGAAAGUUGGAUUUGGUAGUUGAACCUUUGUGUAUUACAUGUAUUUCUCAAAGGGGGAGAAAAUAGCAGUCACAAAUAUUUUAAAGGUGCUAAUGUACAUUUGAUAAGAAUUCCACACAAAAUAACUCACUGUUCCAAUUUAUUAAAUAAAAUUGAUUAGCCAUCAAAAUAUCUGGAGACAAUCCAAUGCUAAAUUUCACACUGGAUAAUCAGAAAGUAAUAAAAGAAAUAUUGAAAGGAAAUCCUUGAUUGAUAAAUUUUGCACAAAUUUGGCAUACAUGAAUUUGCUUUAGACAUUUGACUUUACACUAGUAAAUUUCAAUUGCAACGUAUGUACAAAAUGAAUGGUUUUGUCAUAAAAUGCAAAUUGAAUCACUUUUAAAGAAAAAAAGAAAAAAAAAUUUAAUGCAUAAUAUUACAAAAAAAGUGAACAAUUCCUUUGAUUUCCAAUUCUAUAAUUUGUAAUUCUUCUAAAAAUCAAAUUUAUUUGAUAAACUUACCAUCUCAAAAUACUUUGAAUUAUCAUCUUUUCUUUGUAGUUUUUAAUGUUUUCUUUGACUACAGUAUGUAACUGCAUUUGAAGUUUAUUGCAAACAGAGUAAUGUGUGGAACAGUUAUUAUUGCCAAAUAAUUGACCAAAACUUGGUUCUACAUUCAUUAUGUUAAUAAGGUAUGCAUUAAAACGAUCGAAUUGUAAAUAAUUAUUAUCAUGUGAAAAAUAAAUGAUUAUAAACAUGAAAA
This is a messenger RNA of Saccostrea echinata, 5443 nucleotides long. Its product is annotated as netrin receptor UNC5C-like. Bases 498 to 3428 code for a protein of 976 amino acids. The transcript has 18 exons. Gene Ontology annotation, cellular component: membrane. Gene Ontology annotation, biological process: netrin-activated signaling pathway. Gene Ontology annotation, molecular function: protein binding; netrin receptor activity. The record is from RefSeq and is a predicted model, not a curated record. NCBI's taxonomy places the organism in Eukaryota, Metazoa, Mollusca, Bivalvia, Ostreida, Ostreidae.